Messenger RNA from Cyclopterus lumpus (lumpfish), 3415 nucleotides. It is a transcript of the gene pfkpa, whose product is annotated as phosphofructokinase, platelet a. Gene Ontology annotation, biological process: fructose 1,6-bisphosphate metabolic process; fructose 6-phosphate metabolic process; canonical glycolysis. The record is from RefSeq and is a predicted model, not a curated record. The coding region runs from base 174 to 2642 and encodes 822 amino acids. Lineage: Eukaryota; Metazoa; Chordata; Actinopteri; Perciformes; Cyclopteridae. The transcript has 24 exons. Gene Ontology annotation, molecular function: AMP binding; monosaccharide binding; 6-phosphofructokinase activity. Gene Ontology annotation, cellular component: cytoplasm; 6-phosphofructokinase complex; membrane.
GCAAAUCGACGAAUAGAUGCGGAACAGAGAGAAGUGCGCAGCCGGCAGAACUCGGUAGAGGCAGGGGGGCGGACGAGCGUUGGCCGCUUUAGCAACACUUUCAUACUGUUGCGGUCCCGUUAUUGUUUCCUCGACUGGUCUGGGAUAUACUCCCCCGGAUACCGCCGUGAAAAAUGGCGAAGCCAGAAAGCAAGAAGAUAUUCUUCGAGAACCUGUCGGGAGCGGGCAAAGCCAUCGCGGUGCUGACGAGCGGAGGGGAUGCUCAAGGUAUGAAUGCUGCUGUACGUGCCGUGGUUCGAAUGGGGUUAUAUGUGGGAGCAAAAGUUUAUUUCAUUCAUGAGGGAUAUCAGGGUAUGGUGGACGGUGGGGAGAACAUAGAGGAAGCCUCAUGGGAAAGUGUCUCCAGCAUGCUACAAGUGGGUGGGACUGUCAUCGGCAGCGCCCGCUGUAAGGAGUUUCGCAGCCACGAGGGUCGCCUGAAGGCCGCCCUCAACCUGGUGCAGCAGGGCAUCACCAACCUGUGCGUGAUCGGUGGAGAUGGCAGUCUGACGGGAGCCAACCUCUUCAGGGAGGAAUGGAGCGGGCUGCUGGCAGAGUUGGUGGAGCAAGGCUCGAUCGAGGCCGACGCCGUCUCAAAGUACUCGGCCCUUCACAUCGUGGGGAUGGUUGGCUCCAUUGAUAACGACUUCUGUGGGACCGACAUGACGAUCGGCACCGACUCCGCUCUGCACAGAAUCAUCGAAGUGGUGGACGCAAUUAUGACAACUGCACAGAGUCACCAGAGAACAUUUGUGUUAGAGGUCAUGGGCAGACAUUGUGGCUACCUGGCCUUGGUGAGCGCCCUGGCUUGUGGAGCAGACUGGGUGUUGAUCCCUGAGAUGCCCCCAGAGGACGGCUGGGAGGACAAGAUGUGUCAAAAACUGUCUGCGACCCGUUCCAGGGGCACAAGGCUGAACAUAAUCAUAGUGGCAGAGGGAGCCAUUGACAGGCAUGGGAAGCCUAUAACUUCUGGUAUAGUCAAGGAUAACCGAGCAGGGAUGAAAAGGCUGAAUAUCUUAAUUGUAGCCGAAGGGGCGAUUGAUCGUAGCAACAGGCCCAUUACUACUGACUAUAUCAAGGAUCUCGUCGUCAAAUGCUUGGGCUUCGACACGCGAGUGACGAUCCUCGGCCACGUGCAGAGAGGAGGGACCCCCUCGGCUUUUGACCGCAUCCUGGCCAGUCGGAUGGGUGUGGAGGCUGUCCUUGCACUUCUGGAGACCACCGCUAACACGCCAGCCUGUGUGGUCUCUCUGUGCGGUAACCAAUCGGUGCGCCUGCCUCUGAUGGAGUGUGUACAGAUGACUCAAGAGGUCCAGAGGGCCAUGGACGGGAAGCGGUUUGAGGAGGCUGUUAAGCUCCGGGGCAGGAGUUUUGAAAACAACCUGAAGACGUACAAACUGCUGGCUCACCGUAAACCAGAAUCCGAACUGCCGACUAGCAACUUCAACGUGGCGGUGUUGAAUGUCGGCGCCCCUGCGGCGGGCAUGAAUGCCGCCGUGCGUUCAGCUGUCAGGGUGGGCAUCUCCGAGGGGCACAAGAUGUUCGCCGUCAGUGAUGGGUUUGAGGGGUUCUACAAAGGACAGAUUAGGGAGAUUAAAUGGGCUGAUGUCGGAGGAUGGACAGGACAAGGUGGAUCUCUGUUGGGAACCAAAAGAACACUUCCUGCUAAGCAUGUUGAUAAAAUUGCCGAGCAGAUGCGAGAGCACAACAUCAAUGCUCUGCUAAUUGUUGGUGGAUUUGAGGCCUUCCUGUCACUGCUGGAAUUGUUAACGGCGCGUGGGAAAUAUGACGAGUUCUGCGUGCCCAUGGUCAUGGUCCCAGCCACUGUCUCCAACAAUGUGCCGGGCUCAGACCUCAGCAUCGGCGCUGACACGGCUCUGAACGCCAUCACUGCUACUUGCGACCGCAUCAAGCAGUCGGCCAGCGGGACCAAGAGGCGCGUGUUCAUCAUUGAGACCAUGGGGGGCUACUGCGGCUACCUGGCCAGCGUGGGAGGUCUGGCGGCCGGAGCCGACGCCGCCUACAUCUUCGAGGAGCCGUUUGACAUCAAAGACCUGCAGGCCAACGUCGAGCAUUUGACUGAGAAAAUGAAGACCAGCAUUCAAAGAGGUCUAGUCCUCAGGAAUGAGAACUGUAAUGAAAACUACACCACAGACUUUAUCUACCAGCUGUACUCUGAAGAAGGGAGGGGGGUGUUCGACUCCAGGAAGAAUGUGCUUGGACAUAUGCAGCAGGGAGGAGCGCCGUCUCCUUUCGACCGCAACUUCGGGACCAAGAUCUCCGCCAAGGCGAUGCAGUGGGUCACCAAGAAGCUGGUGGAGACAUUCAGACAUGAUGAAGGCCGAGUGUUCGCUAACACCGAGGACUCCUGCUGCCUGCUGGGGAUGCGGCGCAGGGCUCUGGUCUUCCAGCCCGUUGUGCAACUCAAGGGCGAGACCGACUUUGUUCACAGGAUCCCCAAGGAGCAGUGGUGGUUGAAGCUGCGUCCGCUGAUGAAGAUCCUGGCGAAGUACAAGACGAGCUACGACGUGUCGGACUCCGGUCAGCUGGAGCACGUCGUGCGCAACCGGCCCAAAGAGUCGGACGCUUCGGUCGCCAUGUGAGGGCCAGCAGACACGGGACAAAGUCCAGUCUGUGUGCAGUAACCGAACCGAAGGAGGCUUUCUGUGUGUGUGUGUGUGUGUGUGUGUCGGUGUCGGUGUGUGUGUGUGUGUGUGUCGUUAAAAAAGGAAAAAAAAGAAAAUAGCUUCGGUAACGACGUCAACAGCCGUCUCUGUUUGGCCACACACUGUGUUCAUUUAACUGUCUGUCAUUUCCUUCAAUGUCCUGAAGCGUAACCUAGCCUCUGCAGUGCUCCUUAUAUCAAACACACAAACACACACACACACACACACACACACACACACACACACCCACACCCACACACAGCCGUCCCGCCAAGCAUCUUGCGUGUCCUCGUCGCCCUGGAUGUUUAGUGUCACCGUUGUUUUAAAAUUGCACUUUCUCUGUCUCCGGUUGCGUAGACAGAAUAGACACUGUAUGUAUCUGCUGUAAAAACCUGUGUGAGUGUGUGUGUGCGUGUGUGCGUGCGUGCCUGUGUCUGCCUGCCUAGACCCAGUGUGAGGUUCAGCAUAUUUAUGUGAGACUGAUGCAAUACAGUUCUACUGCUGCAAGUCAAGAGAACUGCUUGCUGUGCUUUACACGGAAACUAAUAUUGAUCUUUUUAACAUUGUUUAAUUUUUUUUGCUCGUCAUCAUGGAUAUAUUAUUAACUGUAGGCAGUGCUGUACUGGGUGGCUGUCUUGUCAUCUUGCACUAACAAGUUGGAUGUGUAAGAGCCUAAUGUUUCCCACAGAAUAAAAGUCAGUGUAAAUUUA